CGUUUACAGACUUUUCAAAUGUCUCAGUCGUUCUUUCUGUAUACACCUGUAUAUUCCCUAAGUGCUGUUGAUAACCGCAAAGUGUUCUGUAAAUCUUGUCAGCAACGAUGCUCGGGGUUGCUCAAGUUUAUCAAUCCCAGUUUGUCCCCACAAGGGUUUCUGCAGUCUCCUAAUCAGCGAAUCGCUCUCUCUCGAAGAAAUAGGCGUUUCUCAAAAAGGGGUUUGAUUGCUGCGAGGAAUUCCGUCGGUGACCAGAGUUAUUAUGAACAACACGGUAAGAAAGAACAGAAGGACAGUCGUUCAAGCAGCAGUGUGACACCUUUACUUGAUACUAUCAACUUUCCCAACGAACUGAAAAAACUUUCUUUGCAGGAACUCCUGAGACUAUCACACGAGCUUCGUUGGGAAGUCAUACGAAUUGUGAGUAAGACUGGUGGUCAUCUUGGCGCGGCAUUAGGCGUAAUUGAAUUGACUCUUGCAAUUCACUACGCCUUUAACACUCCAGAGGAUCGGCUUAUUUGGGAUGUCUCUCAUCAAUCGUAUCCACAUAAAAUUCUUACGGGUCGUAGGAGUCGUAUGUUAACUUUGCGCAAGUAUGGUGGCUUAUCAGGCUUUACAAAAAGGGCAGAAUCGGAAUACGAUCCUUUCGGAGCGGGCCACUCUAGCACUUCUAUUUCUGCAGCUCUUGGAAUGGCUACAGCAAGAGACCUCUCAGGAAAACGAAACCAUUGCAUUGCCGUUAUUGGAGAUGGAGGUAUUACUGGAGGAAUGGCAUACGAAGCAAUGAACAACUGUGGAUAUCUUAAUCACAGAGUUAUUGUUAUCCUUAAUGACAAUAACCAAGUAUCAUUACCUACAGGAACGAAGACUGCUGGUGGAGUAUCUCCUGCCGGGGCUCUUUCCAAAUAUACUAAUCGUCUCUUAUCUUCCUCCCCAUUUCUUAAUAUCCGUUCUUUGGCAAAGGAUUUAUCACGCAUCUUUCCUCAUCAAGUUCAAGGAUUUGCUGCAAAGGCUGACGAAUAUGCCAGAACACUGUUCACAGGUGGUGGCACAUUAUUUGAAGAACUUGGUUUCUACUAUGUUGGUCCGGUCGAUGGUCAUUCCCUCGAAGACCUUAUUCCGAUUCUAGAAAAUGUCCGAGAUAUGCAUGUCAAUAAGCCAGUACUUAUCCAUGUGAAGACUGAAAAAGGUAGAGGCUAUCCUCCAGCGGAGAAAGCACUGGAUAAAUAUCAUGGUGUGACUAGCUUUGACGUUGAAACUGGGAAACCUCUAAAAAAACAAGAUGUAAAGUCUAGUUCAGCGCCUCUCAACUACUCUACGAUAUUCGCCAAUACAUUGAUUCGAGAAGCAGAAGAAGAUCGCAAGAUAGUUGCUAUCACUGCUGCUAUGCCUGGAGGAACAGGGUUAAAUCUGUUUGGAGAAAAAUUUCCCUCUCGAUGCUUUGACGUAGGCAUUGCAGAGCAGCAUGCGGUAACUUUCGCUGCCGGAUUGGCUUCAGAGGGUUAUAAGCCAUUCUGUUGCAUUUAUUCAACAUUUCUGCAGCGUGGUUAUGACCAAGUCAUUCAUGAUGUCGCACUACAGUCCUUGCCUGUGAGAUUCAUGAUAGACAGAGCAGGGAUGGUCGGGGAUGAUGGUUCCACACAUCAAGGAUCUUAUGAUUUAACUUAUCUUGGAUGUAUUCCUAACAUAGUAAUCAUGGCUGCUAGUAACGAAAUAGAAUUGAUGAACAUGGUGGUUACUUCUCUCUCUAUCGACGGUAAGCCAAGUGCCGUAAGAUAUCCUCGAGGUGUUGGAGUUGGAAUCGAGACAUUGGUUACCAAACUAGGUUAUCAGUUGGAAGACCAGAAAUUGCCAGAGAGAGGUUCCGUAUUAAAAAUUGGAAAAGGCAGACUAGUUCGUAGGGGGCGUUUUCGUGAAGGAAAGAAUUCUACCCAAGAGGGACUGAUCGAGCGUCGACUUGCAAGACAAAGCAACUCUGGCGCAACAGACCUUUAUUCGGCGGAGAAAGAUAAUAGUAGCCUUUAUAGAAAAACUCAUGUAGCAUUACUUUCUCUGGGCACUCGCCUUGUUUCUUGUGUCGACGCUGCUGUACAUUUGGAAAGCUUAGACGAGCAAUUGGCGGUGACUGUUGCAGAUGCUCGUUUUAUGAAACCGUUGGACAUCGAACUUAUAGAUUAUCUUGUCAAACAGAACGAAAUUCUUAUAACAGUAGAAGAAAAUAGUAUCGGAGGAUUUGGCUCUCAUGUCGUCCAAUACCUCAGCCAAAAUGGCUACUUAGAUACUGGUAACCUCAAGUUUAGGUCUAUGGUGAUUCCAGACAAGUUUAUAGAACAUGGCUCACAAGGUGAGCAGUACGAUGAAGCUGGAUUACAGUCCCACCAAAUAGCUACCACCGUUUUACGUUUAGUCGGAAAGGUCCCAGCAGUAAUCUAAGUUGCUUGCAUUCUUUCCUUGUCGAUGAUUCUUCUUUUCUCAUAAAAGUAAUAGCUGUUACUUAUUCUGUAAAUUUUUUCUUAAAAGAUCUUUUUGUUCGUCCAAUAAGCUUGUCAUAUUUGUGGGCCACCGCGCUUUAGAAUUUCUUAUCCCAUAAGAUAAUUUUUUCCUAACACCUCUUUAGAUGAGAUACUUUAUUCACAGUAUGUUUCCAUUAGAAUGAAAGUCAACAGUUGUCUCGAGAACUUUGAAGUUAGCUGUAGCGUGUUACAUAGACUCGUCAGUUAUUCACAAAUGGGAGGAAACGGUUUUCUGUGCUCUUUGAACAGAACCUGUUCCAAAAGAUUUGGGAUUUUGCUCUUGUUAUUUCAACAAUAUUGGAUGCCCUUGUGGUCUAUCUAUCAUCUAUGGGGGUAAUUGCCACAAAAGGGUUUAGUUGACAAUUGAACACGAAGCAUGCCCGAAAAUCGUAACCAUG
Galdieria sulphuraria is the source of this 2911-nucleotide messenger RNA. Its product is annotated as 1-deoxy-D-xylulose-5-phosphate synthase. NCBI's taxonomy places the organism in Eukaryota, Rhodophyta, Bangiophyceae, Galdieriales, Galdieriaceae. The coding region runs from base 19 to 2433 and encodes 804 amino acids. The record is from RefSeq and is a predicted model, not a curated record. Gene Ontology annotation, biological process: terpenoid biosynthetic process. Gene Ontology annotation, molecular function: 1-deoxy-D-xylulose-5-phosphate synthase activity. The transcript has 2 exons.